This is a messenger RNA of Knipowitschia caucasica, 393 nucleotides long. The record is from the annotation of a GenBank genome assembly. NCBI's taxonomy places the organism in Eukaryota, Metazoa, Chordata, Actinopteri, Gobiiformes, Gobiidae.
AUGGAAAACCUGUCUAUGGAAAACCUGUCUAUGGAAUACCCGUCUAUGGAAUACCUGUCUAUGGAAUACCCGUCUAUGGAAUACCCGUCUAUGGAAUACCUGUCUAUGGAAUACCUGUCUAUGGAAUACCCGUCUAUGGAAAACCUGUCUAUGGAAUACCCGUCUAUGGAAUACCUGUCUAUGGAAUACCCGUCUAUGGAAUACCCGUCUAUGGAAUACCUGUCUAUGGAAUACCCGUCUAUGGAAUACCCGUCUAUGGAAUACCUGUCUAUGGAAUACCUGUCUAUGGAAUACCCAUCUAUGGAAAACCUGUCUACGGAAUACCCGUCUAUGGAAUACCCGUCUAUGGAAAACCUGUCUAUGAAUACCUGUCUAUGGAAUACCUGUCUAUAG